AUUAUACAGUACAUCGCCCACGAUUGUUUAAAGAAUGCUCCUUAGAUCCUUCGAUGCUUGAAUACCUCAAUACACCCAUUAUUGACAUUAGUGGUAUCUCUGCAAGGAGCUUUCAUGAUGACCUCAGCAGCGACCACUGCUGAGCAAGAACGAGCAGCAGCUCUUCGAGAUGCGGAGACGAAAGCUAUACAAAUGUUCGAAGAGAUUAGCAGGACUCUUAUCAAGCCAGGCCAGAGCGAGAAGGCUGUGAGUGACAAGAUCCACGAGCUCGGCAAAGAGCGUUACGGCGUGCGGACGCAUUGGCACAAACGACUUAUCAGAAGCGGGCCAAACACUCUACUUCCAUUCCGAGAUAGCCCACCUGAUCGCAUCAUCGAAGAAGAUGACAUUCUAGUAAUUGAUCUGGGACCGGUAUUUGAAGCCUGGGAGGCCGACUUUGGUCGCUCGUAUGUCCUGGGAAACGAUCCGGAGAAGAAGAAACUUGCAAAUGCUCUUGAUCCAAUGUGGCACAAGAUCAAGGCUAUGUAUCAGCAGCGCCCUGAUAUGACUGGAGGGGAGUUGUAUGAGAUUGCUGUUUCUGCCGCCAAGGAGGACGGGUGGGAAUGGAAUGCGGAUAUUGCUGGACACAUAGUUGGAGACUUUCCGCACGAGCGCAUUCCAAACAACAAGAUCACACACUAUAUCACGAGUGGCAAUACACAGUCAAUGGCGAGCAUGGAUAAGAAAGGCCAUAGAUUGCAUUGGAUUUUAGAAGUACAUCUCAGGCAUCCGAGUGGGGAGUUUGCUGGGUUCUUUGAGCAGCUAUUGACGGUCGAUUGAGGAACGAAGGGCGUCGCUGAGGCAAUGUCAAUUACCUACGCACUUCGCAGUAAAGAUAUAUUAAAUCUUGUCCAUGGCUUGCGUGUCAAGUAAAAUAACCAGGACAACGUGUUUCGAGGCUA
Molecule: messenger RNA, 941 nt
Organism: Pseudovirgaria hyperparasitica
Lineage: Eukaryota; Fungi; Ascomycota; Dothideomycetes; Acrospermales; Acrospermaceae
Product: Creatinase/aminopeptidase
Exons: 1
Coding region: 115-819 (234 amino acids)
Source: RefSeq, a predicted model, not a curated record